Molecule: messenger RNA, 1197 nt
Organism: Pleurotus ostreatus (oyster mushroom)
Lineage: Eukaryota; Fungi; Basidiomycota; Agaricomycetes; Agaricales; Pleurotaceae
Exons: 5
Coding region: 1-1197 (398 amino acids)
Molecular function (GO): protein binding
Source: RefSeq, a predicted model, not a curated record
AUGUCGUCGUCGAUUCCAGACAAUCUGUCACCUUUGCGGCUCCCAAACGAGAUUCUGAUGGCCAUCGUGAACGAGUUAGACAACUUGGACACGCCUAAGACGAUGUGCGCACUCCUCCUCGUAUCCCGCCGUUUCCAGGACAUCGCAAUACGUCGCAUCUACAAAGAAAUGUUCAUAUCUCUCUUUCAUGUCAAACAAAUUCCGACAUUCGCGUUCCUAUCACAUAACAUCGCUUCGAACCCUGGUGUACAGUUCACCACCUCGUUCAUAUUUGAAUACAUCACGAGGCUGUCCUCGACCAGCGACGGUGCGCAAGCGAACAUCGAGCAUAUUCUCCCGUACCUGGUGAACGUCGGCCGUCUGCAUAUCACCUUCUGGCCUGUCGGUGUCUUCAACCCUCGUGCACUGUGCUUACUUCCUUCCAGCGCCCAACUCUCCCACCUCUGCGUGGAUCGCAGCAUCUACUUGACGGAUCUCUCACCAUUCCUCGCUCUAUCCCAUCCCUCGCUCGAGACCCUCAUCAUACGCACAGCAAAUCCACGUGCGGUCAUAUGCCAACCCAUCAAACCCACUGAUGCAAAGUUAUCCGCGACAGCAUUGUUUCCCAGUCUCCGAUGCCUCUCCGCGCCGAUUGAGGACCUGGUGCUGUUCACGGAUAUUCCGAAUUCACUGGUGAACCUUUCUGUUGCUGGACACGGUCCAUACUAUCCCGUCGGCGAAGAGGUCGAGUAUACAUACUUCUACGAAAUAGUGACAUCUUUACUACGCGGUCUUCCCGACCUAGAGUACCUCUCCUUGGACGGUGCAUCGAUGCCGCCAGGUGCAAACGCCAGCAAGCUAUCUCUGUUCUCUUCGACCAAGCUGAAAUAUAUCCGCCUCACAUAUACUUCGGAGGAUCCCCUCGAGAUUGCAGCCGUAUUCUUCAGCAUCAUGGACACGCUAUUGGUAUUUGACGUCGAUGAUGUUAUGACUUAUACGCGGAUGUACAGGGAUUCAAUAGGCGAUUCUCAAAUCAAGCAUGGCAUUGUUUCCGACUCGAAAUGGCCGCAAUGGUGGGAGCAGGCGGUCCCAGAGAUUGAGAAUGCCGCAGGUUAUUCGGGGAUGUCGUUUAAUGAUGACUACGACCACCCUUUCCAUGAUAUUUACUCUGGCAAUCCUAACCAAUAUGCAGGACAUCAUCAGUAUGAUGACCGUUAA